UUGCAUGAUAAAUGGUUUCCCCUCCGUAUUAGUUAAUGGAGAAAUAUUUUGGCUACUUUUGCCGAAGGGGUUUGCUUUGCUUGCAAGGUCAUUCAGAAUGGGCUCCCUGAACUUUGAACUGUAUCUGCAAAGUGAGAUAAACAAGAGCCGUAUAAAUACCACAGCCCUUUUCCCCACAGUGUUUUCUUCUGCAGCAGUUAGGCAGAGCUUCCAAGGAGAGAGAGGAAGAAAGGUUAAAACCCAGCCAUGUGGGCCGGGCUGGGACUAGUUCUGGCUCUCUGUCUCCUCCCAGGAGGAGAGACAGAGAGCCAGAACUGCAAGGAGGCCCCAGAAUGGUAUAUUGGGGAGGAGAACCCAAUGCUGAACUCUAGGGGCUCAGUGACAGUGGUGGCUCUCCUCCAGGCUAGCUGAUACUUGUGCCUGCUGCAGGCUUCCAGGCUGGAGGACCUGCGAGUCAAGUUAGAGAAUGAAGGACUCGUUAAUAUCUCGUAUGUGGUUGUCAACCAUCAGGGAGCUCAUUCCCAGAAGAAAGUCCACCUACUAAGAGAAAGUGUUUCAGAGCAUAUCACUGUCUACCAGCAAGAUGAGGGGCAAGCUGAUGUUUGGACUAACUUAAAUGGAAGCAAAGAUGACUUUCUCAUCUAUGACAGAUGUGGCCGUCUAGUGUAUCAUCUGGGUCUGCCCUAUUCCUUCCUGUCUUUCCAAUAUGUAGAAGAAUCUAUUAAGAUCGCAUACUGUGAAAACAAGUGUGGAAACUGCUCUUACAUGGAAGCUGAUAUUGAUGGUAUAUGUGAAAACAUCACUAAAAAAGCCGAUGAAAAGCUAGCAGAGAUAGAACCCAAACCAACUAGUCAACGUUCACAACACCACAACCUGCAUAGACACAGACACCACCACCACCACCACCACCAUCAUUCCAAAAAUGCAAACCAUCAGGCUCCUCCUGAAACUCAAAGACAUCAUCCUCACAGUGGUCGGCGUCAUAGAGUUUUUGGCCAUAACAGACAUGAUCAGACAGGUAGUCAUGAACAGGUAGAAAGUGUGGAAACUACACCAGAUAAAAAGCUAUGAAAAAAAGGGAAAACCAGCUGUAAAAACUCAUUAACUUGAAACUGGCAGACAGCAUCAGACUCAACUUCUAGUAGCUGAUGCUGUCAUUGUCGACACCUUUUGUUUGAAGAGCUAGGAAAUUCUGUCACUUGACAGUGUCGUGGAGCACUUCCAAAUUCUUGCAGAUGACAUGGCCAGCUGUCAGCAGAGGACAUCACUGAAUCUUGACAGUGACGUCUGCUCACUGCUGCCUGACAGUCACCAGCAGCAGAAGCAAGUGAAACUAGUGACACCUGACAAUGACAAGAAAAGGCAAGAAACUGAGCCUGAAAAACAAACUAAGCACCUUAAAAAUGGAAGGGGGUCCUGCUGCCUAAAUUCACGUAGCUGCAAGAGUGGAAAAAUUAACAGACCAAAUGUUUUUAUUGCCCCCAAUUAAAAAUUACAGUGACAGGCGUGUAGAGUUAAAAUAUUGCGAAGAAGUAGACUUUCAGAGCAGUGCUCUUAGAUUUACACAAUACCUGUCAAAUUCCAUCACUGAAAAGCUUCAUAACUUAAAGGAAUUUAAUUGACCCAUAGUUUGUUUUUCAGUUGCACUGGGAAGGUGUCUGCAUUCUUGAUUAAUUUGUCUUUCUUGUUUCUCUUCUAACAUUCUGCUUGCAUUUGUGAGGACAGGAGCAUAAACUAUGACCUAGGGGCUCCUGUCUGAUGUGUUGCAAUCAAGAAUAGAAGAUAAACAAAACAGAUAUUUUAAUCAUUUUUUAAUUAAGAUGAUGGGACAUAUUCAAAAGUUGAUUUGGUUGGUUUUUUAUUUUCCUGACCUGGGGAUACAAAUCAGGUACAAAAAAGCUUAUUCCUAAGCAACGUGCCAAAAUAACUUUCUAUCUUAAAUGUUAGAUACAAGCAGUAAUUGCAUUAUUUUUAAACAAGCUUGUAAGUUUAACUUUGUGGCUUAGAUACAGCAUCAGUGUCCAUUAACACACACUACUACAGCUUGUAAAAUCCCACCAAAUCAGUAAGAUCAUGCCUAAAGUGAGAAGCAGUGUUAACAACCCUUCAUGCAGAAUCAGUAUCAAAAAAGAGGGAGGGGUAGAACAAGUUUAAUGUUUAUCUUUGUUCAUAACAGUGCUGAAUUUGAUAAAUCUAUAGUGAUUAGUAAGGUAAUAUACCACUUGUAUAACUUCUCUGUCUGUAGCUUAGCUUUCCUAACCUUUGAUUAACUGAGUUGAAAUAAAAAUAUAGUUGUUAGAAGGAUUCCUGGAUGAAGAGAGCAUUCAAGAAAGAAAAACUGCUUUGAAAGCGUACACCAUAAUUAAUGAUGGUUUAAUAGGGAAAUUAUUAUUCCUACCAAACCUGAAUCUUUUUAUUGUGAAUGCUGAUUAGCAAGAAAGUAGUCUUGAACAUACAAAGAAUGCAUGUCUUUGGAAUAUUUGAGAAGAGUGUUUUCAAUAAAAAAAACACCUGUAUUUCUUCCUA
Messenger RNA from Falco peregrinus (peregrine falcon), 2526 nucleotides. It is a transcript of the gene SELENOP, whose product is annotated as selenoprotein P. The record is from RefSeq and is a predicted model, not a curated record. The transcript has 5 exons. Gene Ontology annotation, cellular component: extracellular region. Gene Ontology annotation, molecular function: selenium binding. Gene Ontology annotation, biological process: selenium compound metabolic process. Lineage: Eukaryota; Metazoa; Chordata; Aves; Falconiformes; Falconidae.